AUGUCCAACUCUAUAGCACGCACGGUACUCACAUUCCAGCACAAUGCAAAGCUCUACACCCUACCCACCUCAGUACUAGCAAUCACACCAUUUCCAUCUCUCGCCGAACCCAACCGCCAACUCUUCAAGAGUGCCACAGACGAUGACUCAGUCGUCGUAACAAAAGAAACCAUUUUCCAUCCUCAAGGCGGCGGACAACCCACCGACGAAGGAUCAAUGUCCUCACCUGGCAAAACGUUCGCCGUCUCUUCAGUACGCAUGUCCGCCACAGAAGAAGGCCAAGUCCUACAUCUAGGCCGUUUCGCCGACACAGCCAACCCCUUCUCAAUCGGCGAGACCGUCACGCAAAGCAUAGACGUCGAAAAGCGACUAUUAUACUCACGCCUACACACAGCCGGACACGUCCUAGGCGCCGCAGUCCGACAUCUUCUCGAAAAGCAGGUCCCCGGGUUCGACGAGCUAAAGGCCAGCCAUUUCCCAGACAGCGCGGCAUGUGAGUUCGCAGGCCUGAUCGAGGGGAAGUGGAAAGGAGACAUCCAAGGCAAGGUCGACGAGUACAUUGGGGCCUCAAUGCCCGUGGAGAUUGAUUUCUGGAGUGAAGACGACUUCCGCACAAACGGUCUCGAGAGGCUGAUCCCCAGCGGUGAGGGCGUCAAGCUUGCGCCCUCCGAGAAGUAUCGCGUGGUGAAAAUCAUCGGCGCGGAAGUUUACCCCUGUGGAGGCACACAUGUCGACACCACGGACCAGUGUGGCAAGGUCGGCGUCAAGAAGAUCAGCAGGAGUAAGGGGACUAGUCGAGUAUCGUAUACCGUCGCCUAG
Molecule: messenger RNA, 819 nt
Organism: Exophiala viscosa
Lineage: Eukaryota; Fungi; Ascomycota; Eurotiomycetes; Chaetothyriales; Herpotrichiellaceae
Product: alanyl-tRNA synthetase
Exons: 1
Coding region: 1-819 (272 amino acids)
Biological process (GO): alanyl-tRNA aminoacylation
Molecular function (GO): ATP binding; nucleic acid binding; alanine-tRNA ligase activity
Source: RefSeq, a predicted model, not a curated record